Molecule: messenger RNA, 2337 nt
Organism: Chironomus riparius
Lineage: Eukaryota; Metazoa; Arthropoda; Insecta; Diptera; Chironomidae
Source: the annotation of a GenBank genome assembly
AUGAUGAAAAAAUCUAGUAGCUUUAGUUUUUGUCAACUAGCAGCAGCAGCAGCAACGAGUAGUACCGGUAGUAAAACUCCACAACAUCCACCUGCAAAAUUAGAUCUCUUAAAAUUAACGUCACAAUUAAAAGGUAGUAAUUCGGCCAAAAAAGUAACAGACGAUAGUUUUCGACGCUGGGAAGAACAAAGAGCAAAAAAAUUAGAGGCAUUGAAUAUUAACACAAAGACUGGAAAGAGAAAAACACCAGCAAAAAGUGAACAGCCGCAACAACAAAAAUUACAACAACAGCUUCCUCAGCAGCCGAAAAAAGAAGAGAAAAUACAACAAAUACAGCAACAUCAACCAAAAAGAGAGGAGAGGCAGGCCGUCUUAGUAAAAUAUAAUCACCAAGAGACAAUACAACCACCACCCCUAAAACCCCGCAACCCGCAACAAACUACAUCAGCGACAUCCCAUAAAACAUCAUCGCGUCAUCAUCAUCAUCAUCAUCAUCAUAGAGAACGUGAACGCUCACAAACAGCACAACGUCGACCGAAAAUCUCACUCCAUCCGAAUUGGUAUACGGAAAAUAUUUAUACAAAUCAAUCAAUGGACGAUUCAGACUGCGAUAGUGGCAUUAUCAAGAGACCAUUGACAACAUCUGCAUCAUUUUCGCAUUACAAUACGAGAAGUAGUAAUCGAUAUAAUCAGUCUAGAAAUAGCUUUCAUCACUACGACUUUAAUGGCAAUAAUCGAACGAACAAUAUCAAUAUUAACAUUAGCAAUACGGCAAAUACAAAACUCCAUGGAUAUUCAUCAUCAUUUGAGGACGAUGUUUUUGAUGUAGAUGCGCAACAGUGCUUUGAACGACAUCGCAAUUACCCAAAAUCGCAUAGUUGUAGUUUUGCUGAACGACAACGAGAGAGAACGGUAAUUGAUGCACGGUCACGAAGUGUCCCAAAAUCUCAAUCAUUUACUGGACCAAAUCGAACAAAUCAAUAUGACAUGGACUUGAUAGAGUAUCAACGUUAUAAACGAAUGAUGGCAGCACAACGACAGAGUGCAGGAUAUUUUGGCACCCAAGCGUCAUCACAUCAACAGCACAGCAAUGAGCCACUUGUCAUGCGAAUUUGUGAUCGAGAAGGUUGCUUUAGUGAGACAUGCCUCGUGAAAAAUGUCAAUAAUAGUCAGAAUAUUUCAAUCAACAAUAACAUAAUCAAUAACAAUAACAUCAAUACUUCACACAUUAUAAAUGAAUGGGAUUUGAGGAACAAAAAUAGCAAUUAUCGAGAUCGAGGUGAUUCAAGACGAAAUAUGCCACCACGUGAGACAUUUCUGGAUGAUGUUGAGACGUUCGAUGAUGACGAUUUCAUUUUCAAUGAUGGAUUCUCGUUUCAAGAAUUUCCAUGUCAGCCAGCACGUCCUAGCACAAGACAUCCACGCUCACAUCAUAAUCCAUACUUUUCAUCAAUGUGUUGCUCACAAAAAUUCCCACAUCAAUUUCAUCGACGAAGACGAGUCUACGAUCGUGAUUUGGAUGAUUUAUUUCGUCGUGAACGUUCAAAGGUGCUUAUACGUAACAAAUUUGAUAAACUCAAUAAAUAUAGUGAUGAAUUUACGGACGAUUAUCAGAAAUCAUUUGAGGAUUUAUUUCAUGAAGGAAAAACGACUACACAUGGGCACAAUUUAAAGCCAUCUAAGGCAAUGUUGGAAGUGAAACCGCCAAAUAAAUAUGAUGAUACUGAGUCCGACUCAACUGAUUUAGAACUAGAUGACUUUAAUAUUGAUUUUGAGAAAUAUUGGGAGGAACUUGAAGAUAAGAAUCUUUCAACAUCAUCAACACUGGAGCUUGCGGAUGAGAACUAUGAUGAUAACAAUAAUCAUAUGGAUAGUAAAAGCACUGAUCAAGAUAUCGAUCAUUCAAACAAUGAGAGUGAUGCUAAUAAUAAUCCAAUAAGUUUUAUUAACGAUUUUUAUAAACCAACAAAAUAUUCGCCUCUUAAUUCCAAGCGCCUUGACUACUUUCAGAAAAUUUUGCCACCAAAAAAGAUUAACAUUUCAAGUACAGCACGUCCAUUAGGUCUCGUAACACCAAACGAUAAUGUAGAAUAUGGAGCAUCAAUGAAACGUCCAUUGACAUUAAGUAACAUAAUUGAAUCACCCGUUCAUGAUUCAUCGUUCACGUAUAAUCAUUGUGAUGAGAGCACAGAACAUCCGAAAUUCGAAAUAAUUCCAAAAAAGACUGGUCUUAAAAUUUCACCACUAUACAAUUUUGAAUUUGAUAACUGUCAUAAUAGUUUAAUUAAUAAUACAUGCAAAUUAAAAAGUACGGCGCGUCCGCUGAUCUUUUGGUGA